Messenger RNA from Aspergillus bombycis, 1485 nucleotides. Its product is annotated as fungal specific transcription factor domain-containing protein. NCBI's taxonomy places the organism in Eukaryota, Fungi, Ascomycota, Eurotiomycetes, Eurotiales, Aspergillaceae. The coding region runs from base 1 to 1485 and encodes 494 amino acids. The transcript has 4 exons. The record is from RefSeq and is a predicted model, not a curated record.
AUGACCCGAUCGGACUCUCGACAGCAGCGUCGUCAUCACGACCCUCAAAGACUGUCGCGGCUCAUUUCGUCCCCUACAGCUCAUUGGAAUCGCAAGGGCAGAAUCACUGAAGAUUUGCAGGUCUCUCAAGGGGGGUUGAACACCCAGUCUAGUGGUAUAAACGGGGCCAAUUACCCGUUGUUCUCACCUUCCAUUCGUGACAUAUGCACCACAGACAUCCAACAAGGAUCUACGCUCUUAAAACGUCUUAACGAUAUCUCAGCCCUCACAAAGCUCACAAAACAGUACGUCCAAUUGCAGAGCCAUGUGAACCCAAUCCCAGCUUUUCUGGCACAAACGGUCAUUGCGUCCUUAGAAGAAGAACCUUCAAUCGAAAAAAUGAGCACCGGAGAUCAGUUGGCAAAGUCAAUUAUGAUUACCGGGAAUACCUGUCGAGAACUAGAUCUGGGGAUAUAUAUCUCUCCCGAUAGCCUCUGCAAAAGGUUCACGGGGCCUGCACUACGCUGGGAAACGCUGGGACUGCUAUUCACAUGGGCCACACUUGCUCUGCUACAUUCCCCAGUGGAUGACAGGGUUGCUGCAAACUUCAUAGCGACUCAGGGUACUAACAAAGCUUCAUGCGUUUCGACAAUGAUGCACAGCAGUAAUCUAUGUAUCUCGCUAUGUAAAGAAUAUGCACCUGCAAAUGAGGUUCUCCUGUGGUUGUUGCACGAAAGUCUGGCCCUCACAGCACAAUUCUAUGGUGAUUACAGUCAUCAGACAUGGCAGCGCCUAGGCGACCUAGCCACUGAAGCCCUAGACCCGACCAUAGUCAAGUUUGGCGCAGGUAACCUUUCAGUCCCCUUUUUCCUUGCCCAGUCACGAAGCAAGAUUAUAGCUUCUGCGUAUUGGAUAGAUAAAAGUUUGGCGAGCUUCCAAGGUCAAAUCCCGCGAAUUCCUUACCUCCCGCAAGAUUUUGAAAUCCCACUUGAUAUGGAUGACGGUGCGCUUCUCGCAGAGGGAUUUCCUCGCUCAAAAUCGCUACAAUCGUGUAGCAGUGAGAGGAAUCAAUCAGAGUCUCCCUGCCCUGCUACAUAUAUCCGCGCCAGAUAUAUCUUGGGCGGUUUUCGAGAUGAGCUCCUUCGACUGUCCCACGCAGUGUCUACUGUCAAUAGACUCCCAAAGCUAAAUGAUUUAUCUUGGCGCUAUAGGGCCACUUGGCUGGAGAUGCCGAACAAUCUGCAUUACAAAGACACCGACCAGGUCGAGGCGAUGCCCUACAUGACCUCCUUCCCACAGCUACUACUCUUCUUGGAUUUUCUUCAGGGUGAAUAUCUUAUCUAUAAAGAGAUCAGUAACAUUAUUGAGAGCAUGCGACCUCAGCUUCUCUGGCACUGCAAAAGGACCCUCAAUAUAGUGAUCAGUUUGUUUGCUUCCCCUAAGAUGAGGGCACAGACUAGUCCGCUGGAACGUAUCCGCGUUGUGAGUUUUCUGUCCACCAUCUAG